AAGCUACUACCGCCACCGCCUUGUUUGUUUCCUCUUUCCUUCCUUCCUGCCUUCCAUCUCUCCUCUCCUGCCCUCUGUUUUCUCUUUCUCUUGUCUCCACGAAGGGAAAACAAAAGGUUUCAGAAAAGCGAAAAGCAGCAACUAGCUUAAUAAUAAGUAGCUCUGUGGCAGAACUGCAGAAGGUCAAGGAAGCAAAAGCUGAAAGAAAAUAAAAAUAUAGAAAGGAGAGAGAGAGAGAGAGAGAGAGAGAGAGAGAGAAGGAGAAGUGGGGGAAGUGUUCUUAUCAAGGAGCCUCUUUUAUUCAAUCCCAUCUCCCAAGUUUCUACCUUUCACAUUUUGUUUCUCUUCGCUUGGCUCUCUCCCCCUUUCUUCUCCGGGUGUCUCACUUCUACAGCCAAACCCUUCAAAAACUGUUCACUGUUUUUUCACUUUGCUUUCUUCUACUCUCUGUCUUCUCUCUUUGCCUUCUUUGGCUCCUAGCUAGUGGAGCUUAACUGUGUUUGUUUGGAAGUACGAUGAGUAAACAAGAUGUUAUGAAGAUGCAGACUUUUGUUCUGAGGGUGAAUAUUCAGUGUCACUGUGAUGGCUGCAAGUCCAGAAUCAAGAAGCUGCUGCAAAAAACUGAUGGGGUGUACACUACACAAGUGAACACAGAGCAAGGAAAGGUGACUGUGACUGGGAACGUCGACCCAAUGAAGCUCAUAAAGAAGCUUGAGAAGUCUGGUAAACAUGCUGAGAUAUGGGGAGGUGGAGGAGGAGGAGGAGGAGGAGGGAAAGGGUCAAACAAUUUCCAGAACAUGGUCAAUAACCAGUUCAAGAAUAUGCAGAUGGAGAGUGGGAAAGGAGGAAAAGGUGGCGGUGGAGGAAAAGGCGGCCAUCCACAACAACAGCAACAGCAACAACUACAGCAGCAGCACCACCAGAUCUUGCAGCAGCAGCAGUUCAAAGGGAUGCCUAAAGAUUUCAAGAUGCCACCACAGAGCAAGGACUUGAAGUCAGUGAAGUUCAACUUGCAAGGCCAGCAUCAGCAACAGCAGCAUCAUAAUAACAAGCAUGGCGGGUUUGAUGAUGACUUGGAUGAUGAUGAUGAUGACGAUUUUGAUGAUGAUAUGGAUGAUGAUUUUGACGACGAUGAUGAUGAGGAUGGCGAUUUUGAUGAUGAGGAUGAAGAGUUUGGCCAUGGUCAUGGUCAUGGUGGACAUGCUCAAGUUCCUAAUAAGAUGGUGAUGCCCAAUAAGAUGAUGGGUAUGAUGGGUAAUGGCCAUGGAGGACCAAUGGGGAUGAUGAACCUGGAUGUGUUGAAAGGAGGCGGUGGUGGGAAUGGGAAGAAAGGAGGCGGUGGUGGAGAGUUUGAGGUGGGAAUGGGGAAGAAAGGUGGUCACUUUGAGAAGGGGAAGGGGGACAGUGGAGGGAAGAAGGGUGGAGGAGAUAGUGAUGGGAAGAAUGGGAAGAAGAACAAAGGAGGUCAAAAACAGGAAGGGAGCAAAGACAAGGGUCAUAAGGGUGAGAAAAGCAAAAGCAAAGGAGGGAUGAUUGGUGGGUUGUUUGGGUUUGGAUGCAAGAGCACGAAAGAGAAAAAAUCCAUUGACAGGAAAGGUGUCAAUCUAUCUGAGUUUCAAGAUUUUGGGAGCACCAAGAAGAGCAAGGGCAAAAAUGGUGGUGGUGGAGUAGAUGGUACGAAGAAAGGUGCAGCUGCAAACCAUCAUCAAAGCAAUGGGGCCAAAAAAGGUGGAGGUAAACAGGAUGGGGCCCAUGACUUCAAACAAAUGAAAGGGUUUGGUGAGAUGGGUGGUGGCAAUAGUUAUGGUGGUGGUGCCAGGAACAUGGGCCAGCAAAUGGGGUCGAUGAGUAAUUAUGGUGGAGGAAUGGGGGGUAUGCCUAUGCAGCACCCUCAUCAUCCUGCUGCUGCAGCAGUGCAAGGAUUGCCUACUGCAAUGAAUAAUGGUGGUGGAGGGUACUAUAACACUUAUCAAGGAAUGGGGCAGCAGGGCAAUCCUUACGGUCAGGCUCCACACCAGCAUCAGCAGCAGCAACAGCAAUACAUGGAGAUGAUGAUGAAUCAACACAGGCAACAAGGGAAUGAGAUGUACCAUCCCAUGAUGUAUUCGAGGCCAUACCCUCCGGUGAGCUACAUGCCGCCGCCUCCGAUGCCUGGUCCUCAUGGAUCUGAACCUUACUCCAACUUCCUGAGUGAUGAGAAUGCCAAUAGUUGCAGUAUAAUGUGAAAAAAAUGAGUGUAGAGUGUUCAGUUAAGUGUAUGAUUUAUUAUGCUCUCUUUUAGUUUUAGGUUUUCUUCACUUGUUCUAUGUUAGGGGAUGAUGAUAUGCCUGAUCUCUACUGUAAUAGAAAGUAAGAAAGGCCUGCAAACAGCUUGGUAGGUUUUUAUGAAGGUUUGGCUGCUGAUUGUAUUUUGUGACUUGAGAAAGUUUGUAGAAAAUUUUGCGCAUUUGCAAGCCUACCUACUCCUUUGACUUGAUGAAAUAUAUAACAUUAUUAGGAUGGCUAACAUA
Messenger RNA from Linum tenue, 2510 nucleotides. The record is from the annotation of a GenBank genome assembly. Lineage: Eukaryota; Viridiplantae; Streptophyta; Magnoliopsida; Malpighiales; Linaceae.